This is a messenger RNA of Iphiclides podalirius (scarce swallowtail), 330 nucleotides long. The record is from the annotation of a GenBank genome assembly. Lineage: Eukaryota; Metazoa; Arthropoda; Insecta; Lepidoptera; Papilionidae.
AUGCAUUCGGUAAGUUACGUGGAAACUGGAGCAAGCAACUCUGAGGCCUUCUUCCUGCCGUCUAGAGCCGGGAAGUCGGUGUUGAUAUUCCGUCACAACAAGUUUUGGGUCAACAACCAGUACCGAGACAAGCUGAACUGGGCUUGUCGCGACAAGGACACGAGGGGCUGCCUGUGUAGGGUCCAGACUACAAUGGACGGUCGCUUCAUCCGCGUGAAAGGCGACCACAACCACGACCCUAACUUCACGCCGCAGAACUUCGACGUCUCCGCCGAGAGGCUCUUCAAUGAGUGGCAGGCCAAUAUGGUGCUCAACAGGGUUAAGGGCACG